CACGUGCUAUCGCUGUCACUUUAGCGUAGUAACUUGGCCGUGAAAAUGCGAGCGUUUUAACAAAUUUUAAUAUUUACGAAUUUAAUUAAAUACAAAACAAUAUGCUACGAAGGCAGGCGCGUUUGCGCCGCGAGUACUUGUAUAGAAAAUCAGUGGAAGACAAACAGAAGAGUAUUCAAGCGAAAAAAGAUCAGAUCAAGAGGAGCUUGGAAGAAAACAUUCCGAUUCAUGGAGAUUUGAGGAAAGAAGCGCUGGCUUUACAGAAGAGGAUAGAUUUUGAGGAUAAAGGGCCUCAAAGAGCAGCAGUAAUUGGCGGUUUCAGUGGGGGUGCUAACACACAGAACUCUCAGGAUGACGAGUACCGAUAUGCUGGGGUCGAAGACCCAAAGAUCAUGAUCACAACGUCUAGAGAGCCCAGUGCCCGGCUCAAGAUGUUUGUUAAGGAACUUAGGUUAAUAUUCCCAAACAGCCAGCGCAUGAACAGAGGUGGUUAUGAGAUGUCUCAGCUGAUUCACGCCUGUCGCGCAAAUGAGGUUACCGACUUCAUUGUGGUCCAUGAGCAUAGAGGCGUCCCUGACGCUUUGGUUAUAUGCCACCUGCCCUAUGGCCCUACGGCAUCCUUUACGCUCUCAGGCGUCGUGAUGAGACAUGAUAUUCCAGAUCUAGGCCCCAUGUCGGAACAGUACCCACACCUCGUAUUCCAUAACUUCAAAACUGACUUGGGUCUGCGAACUAUGAGUAUUCUGAAGUACCUGUUCCCGGUGCCUAAACCGGACUCGAAGCGGGUCGUCACAUUCGCUAACAACGAUGAUUAUAUCAGCUUCAGACAACAUACGUACAGAAAGUCGGGCAAAGACAUCGAUCUAACAGAAAUCGGUCCGCGCUUCCAAAUGAAACUGUAUGAGAUAAAACUCGGCACGCUGGACGCCCUGGACGCCGCGGACACGGAGUGGGCGCUCCGCCCCUACAUGAACACCGCAGCCAAAAGGCGAUUCCUCAGUUUGGAAGAUGGCUGGAAGGAGGAGCAACAGGAUUAAAUAAAUUACUAUUAAAA
Cydia pomonella (codling moth) is the source of this 1054-nucleotide messenger RNA. Its product is annotated as U3 small nucleolar ribonucleoprotein protein IMP4. The record is from RefSeq and is a predicted model, not a curated record. The coding region runs from base 102 to 1037 and encodes 311 amino acids. The transcript has 6 exons. Lineage: Eukaryota; Metazoa; Arthropoda; Insecta; Lepidoptera; Tortricidae. Gene Ontology annotation, biological process: rRNA processing. Gene Ontology annotation, molecular function: rRNA primary transcript binding; snoRNA binding. Gene Ontology annotation, cellular component: small-subunit processome; Mpp10 complex; nucleolus.